AGGAGUUUUAGCCGGAUCCCGGGUCUGGGGACCUGAGGUCCCUUUUACGAUUGAGCAGGUCGGAGCUGGGGGCGGGUUCGGUUUGGGAGGGUGAGGUUUGAGACCAAGCCCAGGCGGAGACUGCAGGACUUUUGUCUCCGCAACGGCGGAGUGAGGCUGGGCCAGGGGCGGAGUGUUAAGACCAGCCCUCGGAUUCUUGCCUCUGAUUGAACGGGGUGGCCCCCCCUGGGGCGGGUCCUGGUUUGCUUUUGACAGCUCUCUUACACAGCUGCAGACGAGUCCGGUGGGUUCAGGAACCUGUGAUCCCGCUCUCCGCGCGUCCCCGUCCCCCCGUGGCCCCGGCCCCGGCCAUGAAGAGCAUCUUCUCCUGCUCCAGCUCACAGGUGGCGGUGGAGAGAUGGAACCGUCGUGAUCAGAAGCUUCUGGAGGCAGUGCAGCGGGGGGACGUGGGAUGUGUGGCUGCCCUGGCCUCCAGGAAAUCUUCCCGACCCACCAAGCUAGACUCGAACGGCCAGUCCCCGUUUCAUCUGGCAGCCUCCAAAGGCCUGACAGAAUGUCUGACUAUACUACUUGCGAAUGGGGCUGACAUCAACAGCAAGAAUGAGGAUGGGAGCACCGCCCUGCACUCGGCCACCAUUUCCUGCCAGCCACAAUGUGUCAAGGUCCUGCUGCAGCAUGGUGCCAAUGAAGAUGCUGUAGAUGUGGAAAAUCGUACUCCAUUGCACUGGGCAGCCUUCUCUGGCUGUGCCUCAAGUGUGCUCCUCCUGUGUGAUCACGAAGCCUUCCUGGAUGUCCUGGAUAAUGAUGGACGUACACCCCUGAUGAUUGCGUCGCUGGGUGGUCACGCAGCUAUCUGCUCACAGCUACUGCAGAGAGGCGCCCGGGUUAAUGUCACUGACAAGAAUGACAAAUCGGCUCUGAUCCUGGCCUGUGAAAAAGGCAGCACUGAGGUGGCUGAACUGCUCCUGAGCUAUGGAGCAGAUGCAGGGGCGGUGGACAGCACGGGGCAUGAUGCUUUGCGUUAUGCUCUACGCACACAAGACAAGAUGCUGUGGAGGCUGCUGCAGCAGGCCCUGAACCGGCAGGGGCUGGGAGGUCAGGGGUUAGUUCAACACCCAGAUCUUGCAUCCCAGGCCUCUCCAUCUGAGCCUCAGGUGGGUUCUCCACCUAAGAGCCCAUGGAGAGCAGAGCCUGAGGAGGGGCAGGAGGAAGAAGAGGAUGAAGAUCCCUGUUCAGAGGAGUGGAAGUGGAAGUAUGAAGAGGAGCAGAGGAAAGUUUCCCAGUUGGAGCAGGAGCUGCUGCGAAAUAUGGAAGAGUGUAAGGCUCAAUCUGCAGCUUAUCUGGGCCUGGAGAGCCAGAUUCAAGAACAGGUUCGGGAGCUGGGGCUCCUCCUAUCACAAGAGCCCGGAGCUCCGGGAGACCUGCGCUCUAGUCUCCGGCCUGGAGGAGAUGGCAUGGAGCAGGGUUGUACCCUCGACCUGCUGGCUAAGUGCAUACAAGAGCUAAAGAAGCAGCAACAGGCAGCAGCCGCAGCUGCAGCAAGGCCAGUAUUAGCUUCCAAGAAGGCUGAGGAUUCAGCUGGAGGGGUGAUCCAGUAUGACGCCCACGGAAGGUCCCAACCAGAAGAACAGGAGCCACCCCACAGCCCAAGGUCUGAGACCAUUGGGAGAUCCACAGGACAGCAACCGACCGCCAGUGGCGGGCAGGCCCUUGGCCCUGAUCACACUGACCAACUGCAUGCUGGCCAGGAGCCGAGGCCCCAGGCCCCAGGGGCUGAACCAACAGGCACAGUGGCUGAACCAGUGCACACAGCAGCCAUGAACCAGCUCCUGCUACAGCUGAGGGAGGAACUGGCUGCGGUGUGGCGAGAAAAGGAUGCAGCCCGGGGGGCUUUAUCAAGACCAGACCUGGAGGGAGCUGUGGGGACGUCCCGGGCUGAGGCUGCAGCAGCAGCCUGGGAGAAGAUGGAGGCCAGGUUGGAGCGGGUGCUGGUGAGGCUGGAUAGGGCAAAAGCAGGAUUACAGAUGAAACCUGAGGUCCCUGCCCAGGAGCCCAGAGAGGGAUCCCCAAAGGCAGGCCCAGGGGCCAUCACCAAAGAGGGUGAAGGGAAGGAGGAAGGAGCUCCUGGGGCCUGGGGAGAGCCUCUAGGGAUGCCUGGAGGGGAACAGAUGCCAAGAGGAGGCCUGGCAGAGGGACAGCUGGAGAAGGAGGUGAGGCUGAGCGACAGUAACUUGCUGCAGGAGUUGGGGGAGCUGGGCCAGGAGCGGCAGUGGUUGCAGGGGGACCUGCCGUCCCUGAGCCAGCGGCUACAACGGGAGUGCGUGCCCAAGCCAGAGGCGCAGGUCCAGCUACAGCGGGAGUGCGUGCCCAAGCCAGAGGUGCAGGUCCAGCUACAGCAGUUGCGGUGGAGCAUGGGGCUGCUGACAGAUGAACUGGCCCUGGAGAAGGAGGCCACCGAGAAGUUGCGGAAGCGCCUGGCCUCCCAGAGCAGAGGCCUCCGGGGACUGUGGGACUGCCUGCCCCCAGACUUGGUGGGCAGGGGGAGUGCACGGUGCCCAGCGGCCGAUCGCCUGGAGGAGCUGCAGGCCUGCGUCAGCGCCCUGGUGGCCAGGCACCGCGAGGCCCAGCAGGUGCUGGCUCGGCUAGAAGAGGAAAACCAGCAGCUGCGGGGCUCCCCUGCCCGAUGUGGGGAACCGGGCGCCUCCUCAGAGGCCUCAGCGUCCCCCCAAGUUGAAGCUCUGGAGCAAGACCUGGGGAAGCUGGAGGAAGAGCUGCGGGCGGUUCAGGCCACGAUGAGCGGGAAGAGCCAGGAGAUCAGGAAGCUGAAGCAGCUGCUCUACCAAGCCACGGAGGAAGUGGCUGAGCUGAGGGCCCGGGAGGCGGCCGGUCUGCGGCAGCACGAGCAAACUCGGGGCUCACUGGUGGCCCAGGCCCGGGCUUGGGGCCGGGAGCUAAAGGCCCUGCUGGAAAAGUAUAAUACGGCCUGCCGGGAGAUGGGACGGCUGCGGGAGGCGGUGGCCGAGGAGCGGCGCAGGAGCGGGGACCUGGCUGCGCGUGCGGCAGGGCAGGAGCGCCAGGCCAGCGAGCUGCGCGGGCGGUCGGAGCAGUUGGAGAAAACGGCGGAGCUGCUGAAAGAGAAGGUGGAGCAUCUCAUCGGGGCUGGCCGGGACAAGGAGGCCAAGAUCAAGGAAUUGUUGAAGAAGCUGGAGCAGCUUUCAGAGGAGAUUCUAGCAGUUCGGGGAGAAAAUGCUCACCUUGCCCAACAGCUGCAGGAUUCCCAGAAGAACCACGCAGAGAUCAUCUCCACCUAUAGGAAUCAUCUGCUGAAUGCUGCUCAGGGCUACAUGGAACAGGAUGUGUACAAUAUCCUAGUGCGAAUCCUCAGCAUCCAGGAGGAGUGAGGCAUCCUGUGCCCUGAAGAAUAUGGGAUCUCUCUGUUGGAAUAGAGCAUCCCUGGUUGCCAGAGCCUCCAACAGGCUGUGGUGGGUGGUGGGUUGGCCACUACGGGUGUGUGGGUGGGGCUUCACCUGAUGUUAUGGACCCCAGACCUGAGAACCUGAACCCUGGACUCAGCGUGGAUGAGAUCAGAGGAGGUGUGGAUGGAAGCCAGCUCUGUGGAGAAUAAAGCAGGAGGCAGGAUGAUGUCGGGUGUUGUUUUUUCUGCCUAAAGGGGCAUGGGGGAAGGAAUCCUUUUCAUUCCUUUUUGAUCACAAAUGGCCCCAUAAGUUAGCUGCUUUCAAACUUUGAUUAUGAUCCAUAGUAACAAAUACAUUUUACAUCCUGUGUGUACGUA
Molecule: messenger RNA, 3793 nt
Organism: Delphinapterus leucas (beluga whale)
Lineage: Eukaryota; Metazoa; Chordata; Mammalia; Artiodactyla; Monodontidae
Gene: ANKRD35
Product: ankyrin repeat domain 35
Molecular function (GO): actin binding
Source: RefSeq, a predicted model, not a curated record